GAGGCGGCGACAGCGGCAGCGGCAGGCGCCGCCGGGACGGGCACGGGCGCGCGGGCUCGGGCGGGCGCCGGCUGCCUCCCUCCCUCCAUCGCUCGCUUGCUCUCCGGCCCGAUUGCUCGCCGGCCAGGGGCCGAGCUCGCUCCAGCGCUCUCGGGAAGGAAGUCGGGGCCGGGGGCGCUGAGGACGCCGACAAGUUCCAGCAGCAGCCGCGAAUCCCGGCCGAGGCGGAGGCUGCGGUUCCGACGGGACAGGAGCGCGCUCCGUGGCAGAGCGCACGGCCAGAGCGUCUGAGGAGCCGGGGGGCGCCCGGGCCUUUUGCUAUCCGUGGGGCCGCGGCGGGGAUCCCAUGAGACGCGCCCUCAAGGGGCAGGAGAUCCAAAGCCCGGGCGGCGAGCGGCGGAGGCGGAGGGCGGUGCUGCAGCUGCCGGAGCCGGGGAGCGGCCGGCAGGAGGCAGCGGAGAGAACUUGAACUUGGCGUCGGGAGCGGGCGCCCCGGACGCCCCUCGCCGGGGCCGGGGCCGGGGCGCCGAGGGACGUGGGCGGCAUCGCUGCCCCCCGAAUGGCCGCGGCGGCGGACCCGGCUCCCGCGCCGCGGCCCUAGGCGGCCUCUCGCCAUGGCCAAGUGGCUGAACAAGUACUUCAGCUUGGGCAACAGCAAGACCAAGAGCCCCCCGCAACCGCCGCGGCCCGACUACCGCGAGCAGCGGCGCCGAGGCGAGCGGCCCUCGCAGCCCCCCCAGGCCGUGCCGCAGGCCCCCGCGGCUGCCUCCGCGUCCUGCGGUACCGCCGCCGCCUCCUGCUUCUCGGCAUCGUCGGGAUCGCUGCCCGACGACAGCGGCAGCACCAGCGACCUCAUCCGCGCCUACCGCGCACAGAAGGAGCGCGACUUUGAGGACCCCUACAACGGGCCCGGCUCGUCGCUGCGCAAAUUGCGCGCCAUGUGCCGCCUGGACUACUGCGGCGGCGGGGAGCCGGGUGGGAGCCAGCGCGCCUUUUCCGCGUCGUCCGCGUCGGGCGCCGCGGGCUGCUGCUGUGCCUCCUCCGGCGCGGGCGCCGCCGCGUCCUCGUCCUCGUCCUCUGGCUCUCCGCACCUCUACCGCAGCAGCAGCGAGCGGCGGCCCACCACCCCGGCCGAAGUGCGCUACAUCUCCCCGAAGCAUCGCCUCAUUAAGGUGGAGAGCGCCGCGGGCUGUGCCGGGGACCCCCCAGGGGGCGCCUGCUCCGGCGGCCGCACCUGGAGCCCAACGGCCUGCGGAGGCAAGAAACUGCUCAACAAGUGCGGCGCCUCAGCCGCGGAGGAGAGCGGUGCCGGCAAGAAGGACAAGGUGACCAUCGCUGAUGACUACUCGGAUCCCUUUGAUGCCAAGAAUGAUCUCAAAAGCAAAGCAGGAAAGGGAGAGAGCACAGGCUACAUGGAGCCCUAUGAGGCCCAGAGGAUCAUGACUGAAUUUCAGAGGCAGGAGAGCGUCCGGUCGCAGCACAAAGGCAUCCAGUUAUACGACACCCCUUAUGAACCCGAGGGCCAAAGCGUAGACUCGGACUCAGAGAGCACGAUCAGCCCCCGGCUGCGGGAGAGCAAGCUGCCCCAGGAUGACGACAGGCCCGCCGACGAGUACGAUCAGCCAUGGGAGUGGAACCGGGUCACUAUCCCCGCUCUGGCAGCCCAGUUUAAUGGCAGUGAGAAGCGGCAGUCAUCCCCCUCGCCUUCCCGGGACCGGCGGCGCCAGCUUCGAGCUCCCGGAGGAGGCUUCAAGCCCAUCAAACAUGGGAGCCCUGAGUUCUGUGGGAUCCUGGGAGAGAGAGUGGACCCUGCUGUGCCACUAGAGAAGCAAAUAUGGUAUCACGGAGCCAUCAGCAGGGGCGACGCUGAGAACCUGCUGCGCCUCUGUAAGGAGUGUAGCUACCUUGUCCGGAACAGCCAGACCAGCAGGCACGACUACUCCCUCUCCCUGAAGAGCAACCAGGGCUUCAUGCACAUGAAACUGGCCAAAACCAAAGAGAAAUACGUCCUGGGUCAGAACAGCCCCCCGUUCGACAGUGUCCCAGAGGUCAUCCACUACUACACCACCAGGAAGCUGCCCAUCAAAGGCGCCGAGCACUUGUCCCUCCUCUACCCCGUGGCUGUGCGGACCCUGUGAGCCCCGCCCCGCCCCGCCGAGCCGGGGCGCAGACGUGGAGCCGGUGGCCCCCGGCCGCUGUUGCCAGCCGUGUCCAGUUUGUGUCGUGUGUAUGGUACUAGCACACCACUGCAUGUCUUAGAAUGCUGUCGCCACUCGCGGGGGGCUGGAGAAGGCCUGGGUAAAGACUGAAGGACAGCCAGCGCGCCACCCCAGCCCCCACCCCCCAACCCCCUCCUCGAGUUUCUGUGAAUUAAAAUAUUUGCAAAUCCAAAGAGAUGCCUUCCAGGAUGAACAAAGGAGAGCAGCUCCGAGGGGCGGGGGCGGCAGCUCCCGGGUCGCGGCUCUUUGUUCUCCGGCCGUCAGGAAUUCACACCUGUGUACCGGGCCCCCGUUUUUCCCACCGGGCCCCUCCUGGUGCUGGGAGCCAAGUGCUGAUGUUUUGAGAGCCCAGAAGGCCCCGGAGUCCCACCUCCCUUCUGGUGUGUGUGUGUCAGUGUGUGUGUGUGUGUAUGCGUGCGUGUGAGCACAUUGGUGGGAGAACACGACCACACACAGAUGUAAGCCCGCUAAUCCACUUCUAGUCACUCAGUGUAAUCAUUAGGAGAUCUCCAAGGGAUCGUUGUGCAGUCAAAAAAGGAUUCAAUUAUUUAUGAAUAGGGUGUGUAAAUAAAAUAGUCAUUUAAUAUAUAUUCUUAUCCCUUUUUUUUUUUUAAUAUAUUGCAGUGGGUCUCUGAGGGGGGUUAAGUGCUUACCUGUGAGUUUCGUUCCCAGAGCAAGGUGCAACUUCUCUGGGCACGUGGGAAGGAGGCAGAGCCCCCAGCUCAGGGCAGAGGGGUUUUCUUCGCACCCUUGAGAGUCAACCGACAGGAAGGGGCAUUCAGGCUCCAGCAGUGGUAGCCUCCAAUGUUGACCCAGCAUCCAUGCUCCCUCUGCAUACCGCCACCCCGUGAUGGCAAGUGUGUGUUAACCCCACAGGUACACAGCACCCAGCAGUCCAUAAAGUGCUCUCACCGUUAACUGGGGUCAGUGCUACCCCAUGAGCACUUCACAUGUGGCGAAAGGGAGGCUCAGAGAAGGAGAGUGCUUUGUCCAAGUUCACAGUCCACAAGCAGAGGAGGCCCUUGAGCCAGUUCUUUGUCUCUUGCUGUCACGUCACCCUGCUCCUGGAGGAAGGCAAAUCCUGAUGUCUCUGGGGACAUGGAGUCCUCUUGGCCAUCUGCACUACCUCCACACAGAGGAGCAUCUUCACACACACCCACACUCCACCGCCGUCUUGCCCCCGCCCUUCACAGGAGCCAGAUCCUUCAAGACAGAGCAGACAGUGAGGUUGCUGUUACUCUUACCUUCCCUUUUCCUCGGACCCACCCACCCCCAUAGCACAGUUAAAAGCAAUGGAAGAAACAAGCUCGUGGAACAGCAUGAAAGGCAUGGCUUCCACCUACUAAAGGAGGUGCCGAGGGGUCCAGAUACAUCACGAGUUUCAGCACCUUCACCAAGCUCAUGUCAUCCUGCCUGCCAGUGGGCUAAGAGGAAUGGAAGUCUGGUCACCAUCGUCUCCAGUAGGAGGGGGCUGAAUUCAGCUUGAACAUCACCAGCACUGCCAGGCCUUCGAGAUGCUCCCGACUCACAGUUCAGAUAAGAGAUGGAGGCCUCAUGAGAGGAGAGGACUUGCCCUGGCUGCCCGUUUAGCCAGUGCAAAGCAGGACUAGAAGCCAGCCAUGUCCCUUUAGGUGUCUGGUGGAUUUUAGCAGGCUGUGGCCAAAGCUGUUCCCUUAGCACCUGCUUCCUGCCCAGUUCAGCCAAUCAGGUCAGUCUCCUGAAUCCUUGUCUCAGUCCAGGCAGCCCCAGCCCCUCCCAUCCAUAAAUCCCACAGGUCCAUCCACCUCAUGAUUGCCUCAUUGCCUGUGACCUGGGCCUAGUCUCCAACACUUCAACCCUGACCUUUCCUUUGUUCUUUCCAAAACAUCCUUUGAGGCUACAGUACCUAGAGUGGUUCACGCUUUCCUCUUUUUUUUCUUCCCUAGUGAGUGAGAAAAUGAGUGAAGUGUUGGCACUUGUCCAAACAGGGGUUCCAAAGGAGAGUGGAUCCCUAGGACCCAGUUAGAGAUUGGAGAUGGGAGGUAGCCCGCGGAGUAGGGCGUGGGGAUGAACCUCACAGCAGCCCCUCCUCCACCAGCAAAUCCAGAUUUCCUCCAGGGCCCUUCCUAAAACCCACAGGUCAGGGAGUACAGGAGCCCACGAGCAUUCUCACUGAACAGACUUCUCCUCAGAAAAGGCUCCACCCCAUGGUCUGAGGGAAAAAAGGCUGCUUCACCCUCUGUUCUUGCCUUUACUCUUUUAAGGGAUUCCUGGGCCCUGCCUCCAUCUUCCUGAGGUUUCCCUGGGAGGCCCAGCCUCCAGCUCCCCUUGGGGACUGAGGUCGGCAGAGGAGCCAGUUGACAGGAUGGGAGCUGCUAAAAGGAAUUUUUUUCCUUAAUUUUAUGAACCUCUCCCUCUUCUUCCUCUAAUUGUGACUGUUUCCUCUGGCUGCGUGUAUUCAUGUUUUCUUGGACAUCUAACAAUUGAAACAGCUUUUCCCUUUCAGAAACACUCACAUUCAGGUUAUUGGCAUUGGUUUGGGUUUUGUUUUGGCUUUUUUUUUUUUUUUCAUCUGCUGCCAAUUAAUGAGGGGGAAAAUGAGCUGGAUUUCUUAGUGGGGAAAAAAAAAAAAGCUCCCUGCCACACAAUAUCCCGCCUCAGCAUUUUGUCUCAGAGCACAGCCUCCAACCCCUAACAGGCUGCAUUGCUCAGAGCCACAGGACUGCUGGGGCUUUUUUCCCCCUUUUCUUUCCCUCCAUUGCUGGCUUCAUUAUUGACCAUAAUGCCCCAACCACUUCAGCAGUAAUGUCCUUGAGCCCCGAGGAGUCAAGGCCUUUUGGGCAGCCCCUCCAGAGCAAGAUGGCGACCCAGAAAGAAAGGAGGCUUUGUGGGGAGAGAGGGCCCACCUGCCUGUCAGGAAACAGGCUCACAGAGCCACCCUUCUAAAGAAAGAGGUGAAAAGGCCCCUCUUCAGAAGGCUGGGCCGAUCCCAGCUGAGCCGUGCCUCCCCUCCCAGAGCGGCUCUGGUGGGCAGACAGAGGGCCAUCUUCCAGCAGGGGCCUGGGAAUCAACAGGUGGAGCCCUUGGUGGAUAUUCUGUUUCUGCAGUCACAGGCCCCGGAGGUUGCCUUUUUAAGAUUCAGAACACCGGGCUCUGGCCAGCUCUCCAAUACACACUCAGGGAAGCAGUUGAUGUCACUUGAUCAAGGGCCCAGCAGGGACAGACAGCCAGGCUUACCAUGUGCUCUCCCAGACCCCAAGGACAGUGCCUGCAGAAACGGGCAGACAGGGCAGGCUGGCGUUUGGAGUUGGCCCAUCGAUGCCCGUGAAGGGUCCUGGCAGGAUCAGAUGGUCAUCCAGCAAGCUGCCACAUCUGUUCUUUUACCUUCCACCAGCGAUUACUGACGGAGACAAAUGGGGCAAGUUGUCCAGUGAAACCAGCACAACCCAGAGCCCAGAUGCAGGAGCACCUUCCAGAACCCCACAGAGACCCACUCAGGCACCCCCUGGGCAUGGACAGCCCCCAGCCUCUCCCCUUCUCCUCGGGGCUGUUGUGUCACUGCCAGGAGCCUCGUGACCACCACCUCCUGCUGAAAGUGUCCUGUAAAGAUCUAAUUCUGUGUGAUGGACUGUAUGAUAAUGUAUAUUUAAUGUGAACCUUUUAAUAUACACGUGUUUUGUUUAAACUGUA
Messenger RNA from Capra hircus (goat), 5888 nucleotides. It is a transcript of the gene SHB, whose product is annotated as SH2 domain containing adaptor protein B. The transcript is spliced from 6 exons. The record is from RefSeq and is a predicted model, not a curated record. NCBI's taxonomy places the organism in Eukaryota, Metazoa, Chordata, Mammalia, Artiodactyla, Bovidae. Gene Ontology annotation, molecular function: phosphotyrosine residue binding. Bases 615 to 2138 code for a protein of 507 amino acids.